GGACGCAGGUUUGCACCGACUGGCUGCCUUGUGUUAGUCUCCACGUCCACCCCUCUUUUACGUCAGGAAGGGAAGCCAGUGUAUUUCCUCCCCUUCUUUAUCUAAAGGAAGUGCCAAAAUAAGCAUCGGCAGCGCAGCGCCCAGGCUCGGACACCUUCACACCGGACACUCCGCUCCAGUCUGUGGGAGAAGUUAGAGGCGUUAGAGUCACCAUGAAGUCCAUCAGGGUCGUCGUGCUGCUCCUGCUAGCAUCCGUCCACGUCUCCACUCCAGUUUCACCAGAUGACUCAGCUACUGGAGCUCCAGAAGUCAAACAACCAACAACACAACCAGCGAAGUCACCUACACAAGCAGAAACCCAGGAAGCAGCAGCCCCAAGCACAGCUACACCACCAGCACCAGCAGCACCAACACCAGUCCAUGUUACUCCUCCUGUUCCUCACGAUGCUGAUAACACAACUCUGGCCAAAACAACUAAGCCGUCAGUCCCGACCGUGAAGCCGACUGCACCUGCAUUGAUACCUACAGACCGGCAGAUGGUCACCACCACACCCUCAGCUGUCACCCAACCAGCCAAUGAAACCACAAAGAGUGGUCCUUUGGUACCACGAGGUCGUCAGCCUUCAAACACAGGAAACAGCUCUGAGACCGUAAACGAGUCAAGUGACACUAGAGGACCUGAUGAAAGCACUGAAAAACCCAAACAAGGUACACCUUCUGUUGCCUCAGUACCACAUCAGACCGUUCCACCUCCGGGAGCGACACAACAAGACAGUGCUGGUUCCAUGACGGGCAGUGAUGAGAAAAAACCUCCCAAAUCAGACAAAAGGCUGUGGUGGAUUGUGUUGCCUGUCCUCCUGGUUAUAGCUGCUGCCAUCAUCGUGCUCAAAUUCAAAUGCAAGAAAGUCCACGAUCACACAGAAACCAUCGACACUGGAACUGAGAAUGCAUCUUUCCAGAGCCGACCAGAAAGCACCAAAGAUGGCGUCAUGCUGCUGGGAGUGAAGUCAUCAGGCGGAGAGGAAAACGCUGCUGCGAGAUAAAAACGAAGAGCAGCAACAUCAAGGUCGGCAAGUGGAUGAAGCACGGUGAUGUUCUGAAGGACGAUAGGAGUUUGUUUGUUUUUUUUAAUAUUAUUUUUGAUUUUGUGAAAUAUUUCGUGGAACAGAAAAGUGUUUUCUCACUACUGGAAGCAGUUUAAGGAAGUGUCUGACUGUGAUCAUAAAUCUUAGAAUAAGCAAACUUCAACUCAAAGGGCUGCAGAGCUCUUAGUUCAGGCUGAUGAUGAUUUAUUGUCUGUACAGUCUUGUUUUGUUUCCAUAUUGGGCCACAAACUUGUGUUCUGUACCGUGCACUGACCUCAGAUCCAUCACAUAAAUCACUGCUCAUUUCACAGCUCUAUUAUCGCCCUUUUGGUUUUUUCAUUUAUUUGUUGUAGAUUGGCACAGUUUCUGAUUUUUAUUCAGUUUCACCACCAACAAAAAACCCUCUUUCAGAUUUCAACCAGGUUGCUUUUUAUAUCUGUGCAUUCACCAGGGAUUUUGUUGUGCAAAAAUAACUUUUUUUAAAAUUAAAUAUAACAUUCAAGCACAGGUAAGAGGUAACGCAGAUGCAGAGGAUUGUAUGUAAAGGACUGCUUUGUGCUUCGUGGCUGGAAUUUGUUGCUGUCAACCUCAAUUUCCUCAAUAAAUCACUAGAAAAGUG
This is a messenger RNA of Amphiprion ocellaris (clown anemonefish), 1704 nucleotides long. Its product is annotated as proteoglycan 4-like. The transcript has 13 exons. The record is from RefSeq and is a predicted model, not a curated record. NCBI's taxonomy places the organism in Eukaryota, Metazoa, Chordata, Actinopteri, Pomacentridae. Bases 213 to 1043 code for a protein of 276 amino acids.